AGUAUCAGAUUCGAAUUUGGACUACAUUGUUCAACCUAACCAUUUCAAUUUUUAUUUAUUUUAUGUUUUUACAACCUCAAUCAAAAAUAUGUUAAAAAAUGGAAUUAAUUUCUGUGGUUUUUUUUUUUUUUAAAAAAACUACAAGAUAGCUAAAGCCUAAUGAUCAUAUCAUAAGGAGAGUAAUAAUGAAUCAAACACAACGGCAUCAUCAAGAGCAUACUCGCAAAAUGCAUUUUCCCUCACAAAAAUCUCAACACAAACACUGAGAACAAAAUAGCACCACCAAUGGAACCUUCUAAAUCCAACAACACUGAAACAGAAGAAGAAACCAUAGCCUUUAACAGAAAAAGAGCACGCCGCGUUAGCUUCGCCGACAAUGAAAUCACCUCCGUCCACAUCUUCCGUCCCGACGACGACCAUUCCUCCUCCUCCGACGAGAUCCCUGCCGAAACACUAGAUCUAUUCCGUCAACUUGUCGCAGAAAGCGACGAUGAGGAACCCGACCGCCGUCGUAACUCUACUGACGGUGAGGGUGAAGCGGUUGAUCAUAGAAACUCCUUUCUGCAACCAAUUGGUUCUCCUUCUCCUGGUGGAAGCAGUAUCAACGCUGAUGACGAAACUGAUGAUGACGAAUUUGGUGGUCCUGUGUCGAUGGAUUUCAUCAAACCGGGACGGUUAUCGGAUUCUGGUGUCUCCGAUGACAUCACGAUGGACUCAACUGCUUUUUCGAUGCAUUACCGGAGUCUAGCACAUUCGGAUUCAGGGGAUCUGAAGACGCCGACUAGGUUUGAAGCGACGGUGAGCACACCUGGUCUAAGCAGUGCUACUCCGGGGAGUUUCAUGGAACUCACUGAUCGUGAAAAGAGAGUGCCUCAGUCACCGGUGGUGGCGAGUGCCAGCGAGGACUCAGAUGCCAUGAGCAUUGAAGGGGAACAGCCAAAAACCUAUGAUUAUGGAAGACUCUCUCCUGGGUUGGUUGCAAUUUUUGCACAGGGAAGCAAGGAUUUGGAUGGUGUUUCCCCAUUAGGUUCAAAAGCUACGCAUCCACCAAUUGCAGUUGCUUUUGGGUCUUCGACCAAGAAUACUAAGGAGUUUGUUAAUGACGAAACUCCGUUAGCUUGUAAACAAUUGAACUCUGCUAAGGCUAAUAGAGCAACCCCACCAAAUAUGGAUGAAGGCGAUAAGUUAGCCACACAUUCACCAAUUGCAAAUCAUAUGGAAGUUUUACCCAACAUGGAAUCCUUAGUUAACUCUCCUGUUCAUCAAAUCACCCAUGAUACUACAGUUGCUUCUGCUUUGGAGUCUUCAACCAAGAACACUAAGGAGUUUGUUAAUGAUGCAACUCCGUUUGCUUGUAAUCAAUUGGACUCUGCUAAGGCUAAUAGAGGAACCCCACCAAAGAUGGAUGAAGCUGAUAAGUUAGAUUUGGCUGCUAAGUAUGAACUGGGUUUCUGUGAAGUCCCCGUAAAUGAGAGUAAUUCUAAAGACAGGGGACAAGUGACUGACUCUAAUAAUAAGUCUGAUCAAGUUACUGGAAAUCAUCCAGUACAUGAGUUUACACCAUUGUCCCUUUCUGCAAAUAAACUAGCAUUUAUGGUUUCUCCUGAUUCAUUCAGACGUACUGGAAAUAUAACUCCUCCCUUAAACUUAAAGCAAUCUGGUAUGCUUGGGCCUGAGGUACAUGCCGCAAAUAGUGCAACUUUGUUGUCCAUACGUAAAAACAUUUCAAAGUUGAAAAAUCUUCCCAACACAUCUACUCUCAAAGAAAAAAAUGACAAAUUGAAACGUAGGUUUUCAAAAUACUCUCCAGGGACUUCUUUCUUUCCUGAAAGAGAUUUUGAAAACAAGCAAGUUGAAACCCUCACUGCUCCUUUGGAGGAACAGCCGUUUAGUUUAACUCUGGAAAAUAACAUGCAUCAAAGUUUGAUCAACACUGGUGACCAUGUAGUUGAUUCUUUGAUAAAUACUAGCAAGUUAAGCCAAAAUGAAGAGACUGUGGCCACCGAAAAGGAUGAGGAAAAAAUUUGUUUGAUUUCGGCCAAAGUUUCCUACAAUGAUAAAAAUCUUGCGCCUAUGGAUAUUGGUGCUUCUCCCACGCUUAAGACGCAUAUAACAAGAGUGGCAGAUAGCACAGUUGAGAAAAGAAAAGAUGAAAUUCUAACCAAUACGCAUGCCAAACCUUUUUCUUCACCUGUAAAAUCAUUUGACCAUACUUUAUUGCCAUCUGUAGAAUGUCAAAGUAAUUUCCAUGGUGAGUUGAAGCAAAUGGAAAUGCAGAAUGAAUCUGUUAAUAGUGGUCUAGAACAAGCCAUUGAAUACGACAAACUAACAGUAGCUAGAAAAUUGGAUUUGUCUGGUGUUGGAAACAGUAAACAGCCUAGCUCACCUUUUGAGGAUGCACAGUUCAGCAAGUUUAUUAAGAGUGCAUUGAAGGGAAAACCGGCUAGGAGUCCUCCUAAUAGAUUUCCAGAUCUUAGCAGUCCUAUCCAAGACGCAACAACUGCGUUGCCCUCCCUGCAAGAGCCUCCUAGUGACAUCCAAGACUUGUCUCCCGGGAUUAAUUCUGAUGGGCAUGGUGUUGAUCUUGAUAACAACCACCAUCUGACAUUCCAAGUAGCUCAGAGCCCUCUCAAAACUGGUAUUGAGGUUUCUUCCGGGGAGAAAAGGAAUGAUGUUGAUCUUGAUAACAAUGGUCAUCCGACACUCCAAGUAGCUCAGAGUCCUCCUACCAAAACUAGUAUCGAGGUUUCUUCUGGGAAGAAAAGGAAAGGUGUCCAGUUAUUAAGUAAUGGAGAUGAUAUAGAGAAGACAGGGAGGAUUGACAGAAGUCAAGAGGUUCAUAAAAGUGGGGAUGGAGAUCUACAGUUUGUUUUGGAGCAAACAAGUAUGAGAAGUGAAAGAGAAAAGUUUGGCGAUCAGAAGUGGAAUGAUUUCGAUCAUGUUCUAGAAAGAUUCUCAACCAGCACAAAACAAUUGCUUUCUCCGUCAUUUGAUAAGCUAAAUUUCAGAUUGAUGGGCACACUGGAAGAUAUUUUGGUUCGUCUGCAGAAAGUUAAGAAAUGGGAUAUUCUUUCUUCUGAAAUUCAUUCUCAGAAGAAAUUAACGGAUCCUCUAGAUAUUCCUAGACACAAAAGAGUUGUGGAAAUGAAAUUGUUGCUUUUUAAUAUAGCAUAUGAGAAGGCUAAGCUACAAUUAAUGAAUGUUAAGCGUGAGAGAUUACUGGAAAAAGUACAACAGCUGAGUUCUGGGCUUCAAGAGACUCAGAUGAUGAAAAAUUCCAUGCCAUGUUCUGCUAAGACUAGACUGGUUGACAUUCAAGCUGAUGAUAGUCAUAUCAAGACAAAAAUAUUUAAUUCACAAGGAAAAUGUCAGGUUUCUUGCAAAAAUGUGAUGGAAACGAGGCAAGAGCUUGAAAAUUUGGAUCAGAAAGCAAAAUCUUUAAGUGAAUUCUUUUAUAGUUACUGCAAGAUGAAAGGGGAUCAAAGCUAUACCAACGUCGUAAGAUCUGUUCGUGAUUAUUUGGAAAAGAGAAUAUCUUACAAGUUGGUAUUCCAGAAUUUGAAGUUGUGGGAUGUUGAAGAUUUUGAGCGUAAGGAUGAUUAUCACAUGAUUAUUCUCAACUAUCGCGGAUAUAUCAUCCAAAGGUUCACAGUAAAUGCUGGUCUAUCAAGCAUUAUAGUAUCGAAUAGCUUGAAUGAUGUGAAUAUUGGAAAGACCUAUCCAAAUAUGGAGGCUUUCUCUGCAUUUGUGUUUGCCUUAAAUCCACAUACCACCAGCAAGUGCACGGGUCGAAUCAGUAUGGCACAAGAAACACAGAUAACAGGUUCACUUCUAAGUAAUUUGCUAGAUGUGGUUGAGGAGGUUCAGUUAGCUCGGGUAGAAAUUAGAAAUUUGGUCCAGGCUAAGUUCAAUUCUCAUUCAGUUAAUCAACUUGAUUUGCAGCUAUCUUUCAUCGACUUCUGUGGUGGGAAGAAGGUGCAAGUGAUUCUCGAUAUGACAUGCUUAAAAUGUGGGGCAUAUCCUGCAGAGGUUCUUCCGUCUCAAAUAUAUGGUCUUGCUGCUAAUGGGGAACAAAAGGCUCUUCCUUCAUCGCUUGUAGAUGAAAUAAGAAGUGCAGCAGAGAGUGUGAGUGUGGGGUAUUCAAGAAUUGUUAGGCUUUGUAGGUGCAUUUCCCAGGCAGUUCAGGGUUGCACUCAAGGAAGGUGAUCUUGUCUAAUUGCCUUUAUUCACUGUCAAUUUUGGGUUGAUUGUUCAUUAGAGCUUUCUCUUGUAUAUUUUCACAUCCCGCCGUUGCUAUAAAUGGACGAGUAAUUCUCAUGAAGCACGAAAUCAUUCACUAAUUUCCCAAUGAUUAGUGCUGUCAUAAAGGAAAUCAGUUUUUCAAGAUCUGAAGUUCUUUGUGAUUGUUUGCAAGCUUUUCAAUCUAUAAGUUUCUUGUUCAAGUAUAAUAUUUGGUUAUCAGAAUGUUCGAAGAUGAAAAUUUGUGUGUAUUUCUUGUGAAUAUAUUUGAGUUUAGAAGGUUGGUUUUAUAACAUUGGUAUGAUAUUUAAAAGAUGUAAACAUGAACAUUUAACCUUCUGAAAUCAAUAGAUGUUAAGAUCAAAAUGUUGACCAAAUUAGUGCUCAAAAUUAUUUGACAUUGA
Trifolium pratense (red clover) is the source of this 4643-nucleotide messenger RNA. RefSeq lists its product as uncharacterized. The record is from RefSeq and is a predicted model, not a curated record. Lineage: Eukaryota; Viridiplantae; Streptophyta; Magnoliopsida; Fabales; Fabaceae. The coding region runs from base 286 to 4206 and encodes 1306 amino acids. The transcript has 17 exons.